ACAUCCUGCAACUGAGCAUAUAACACUGCGAUGCAAGAAGCAUUAGGCAUAAGUCAGUUGUAUUCACUAAUUGCGGAAGCUGACAACGAUGCCUAGAUCUUUCUUAGUUAAAUCCGUCAAAAAAACGCACGCUGAUGCUCUAAGUAAUCUGCAACGCAACGAAAACAAUAGAAAAAACGAAGAGUCGUUUACAAGUUUACAAUGCGCAGAUGUCAAGCAUGGAAAUAUAGAAGACACUCAAGAGAGCAUGUUAAAACACUCGCACUCCAUCCUCCCCGAACAGCACGCUAAUGGAGUUUAUGAAAAAUCUGCGUUCACGAAAUUCCCAUCAAUCAACGUGACGACAUACCUUCAAGAUAAUAAUGCCCGCAUCGACAAUAGAUUCCCCACAUUCUUGAAGGACCUUUACUGCACUAUUCCUAAUGCGGCUGACCGCUGGUCAAACGAACUGCAAGUUCUCAACUACGUGAAGAAAAAUAUACAAAUCCUUCCACGCGAGAAAUCCGACAUGUCCUUGAAUUUAGAGUACAAAUGUGUGAAAUGCCACAAGGGCUUCAAUACUCCACAUGGUUUAGAGGUUCAUGUUAGAAGAACACAUUCAGGUAAACGUCCCUAUGAAUGUCACAUUUGCAAGAAAACAUUUGGACACAGGGUGAGCCUGCAACAACAUGUUAACAUACAUAAUAAUGAAAAAAUGUUUUCGUGUAAACAAUGCAAUAAAACAUUCAAAAGAUCCUCAACACUAUCCACGCAUAUGUUGAUCCAUUCUGACACGCGCCCGUUUCCCUGCGAGUAUUGUGGAAAGCGGUUUCAUCAGAAGAGCGACAUGAAGAAACAUACGUAUAUUCAUACAGGGGAAAAGCCUCAUGUUUGUCGAGAAUGUGGGAAAGCGUUCAGUCAAUCCUCAAAUCUCAUCACUCACAGUCGUAAACACACAGGCCACAAACCUUUUGUUUGCAAUAUUUGCUCAAGAGCAUUUUAUAGAAAGGUUGAUUUAAGGCGACAUUCGUUCACUCAUGAUACGCCAGCCAAGAGAGGAAAAUCUGUUUCAUAGUAAUUCAUCAGCUCUAUAAAGAAAAGCAAGUGACAGACUCCAAUCUGAAACAAAAUAUUGACCACCGAACAGGGUAGAUUAGAACGAAGAAUGUAGACGUUAUGUCUGAAAACCCCCCCAUAAAAUUCUCAUAUCAAUUACAUACCAAAAAAUGAUGACUAUAAAAAUAUUAAUCGUGAUAAAAAAAUUUGAAAAAUGUCUAGUUAAAAUAUA
Messenger RNA from Xenia sp. Carnegie-2017, 1267 nucleotides. Its product is annotated as zinc finger protein Gfi-1b-like. Gene Ontology annotation, biological process: regulation of transcription by RNA polymerase II. Gene Ontology annotation, cellular component: nucleus. The record is from RefSeq and is a predicted model, not a curated record. NCBI's taxonomy places the organism in Eukaryota, Metazoa, Cnidaria, Anthozoa, Malacalcyonacea, Xeniidae. The coding region runs from base 89 to 1054 and encodes 321 amino acids. Gene Ontology annotation, molecular function: DNA-binding transcription factor activity, RNA polymerase II-specific; RNA polymerase II cis-regulatory region sequence-specific DNA binding. The transcript has 3 exons.